CCUGGAGGGUGUUUUCUCUCUCCCAAAGGGUGCUGUGUGCAGGGCCGGCUCCACCAUGGACUGUAGCUGCGUCUCCGACCUCCUCUUCGCCCCGCCUGCCCUGCCGGCUCUCUGGACCCCCGGGUUUGCCUUCCCGGAUUGGGCCUACAAGCCGGAGUCGUCCCCUGGCUCGAGGCAGAUCCAGCUGUGGCAUUUCAUCCUGGAGCUGCUGCAGAAGGAGGAGUACCAGGGUGUCAUCGCCUGGCAGGGGGACUACGGGGAAUUCGUCAUCAAGGACCCCGACGAGGUGGCCCGGCUCUGGGGCAUCCGCAAGUGCAAGCCCCACAUGAACUACGACAAGCUGAGCCGGGCCCUGCGCUACUACUACAACAAGCGCAUUCUGCACAAGACCAAAGGGAAGAGGUUCACCUACAAGUUCAACUUCAGCAAAGUCGUGCUCGUCAAUUACCCGCUACUGGACGUGGCGGCGGCCACCACCGGCUCCCCGCUCUUGCUGACCCCUGGUCCCUUUGGGGGGGGCCCUGGGCCAGAUGCUCCUCCCCUCACCCCUGAGGUGAGUUAGGGUGCUGGGGUCUCAGAACUGGGGCAUUUGGUGUCCCCCAGCCAUGGAGCCCUGGGGAGGGGGCGGCCAGUCUGAGCAGCACUGCCUCCCUCACCUCCCUCUCCAGACCCUGCAGACCCUGUUCUCUGCCCCACGCCUGGGAGAGCCUGGUGCCCGGGCGCCCCUGUUCACCCCCGAGACGGACAAACUGCGUCUGGACAGCCCUUUCC
Molecule: messenger RNA, 771 nt
Organism: Miniopterus natalensis
Lineage: Eukaryota; Metazoa; Chordata; Mammalia; Chiroptera; Miniopteridae
Source: RefSeq, a predicted model, not a curated record